UGAAAGAAACGUAAUGUUCUUACUUAGCAUCCCCGAAAGUAUAUAUCAAUGGUUCUCCUUUUCUUCAACUUUCUGCUAAACAUCAUCUUUCAUCCUACCCAAAAAGUCCCUCUUAUCUUUUUCUUUUUCAAUUGCUCAAUCUUUUCUAUAUAAGCAUACUUUUGUACUCUUCUGGGGUAGUGGGCUUCUCAGGAAAUAAAAAUCCAAGUUGAUCACUGUACGGACUCGGAAACGAUCAGGAUAAAAAGGGAUAAACAUCACCAAAAAACGAAGCUGGAGCAAAAGAAAGAUGGUGGAGAAAAGGAGAAGGAAGUGGUAAACAGAAUAAUCCGGAGGUGGAGAUUGUUCAGAUUACUGAAACAGAUGCCUUUGGAUGUUGUUAAUGAUCUCAAUGGCCUUCAAAGGGUCAUUCUUUCUGAGCCUUGUGGAUNNNUCAUCCAGGUGCUACUGCAAGGUGGACAAGUAGUAUCUUGGAAGAACGAUCGAGGAGAAGAGCUUCUGUUUGUCAGAAGCAAGAAUACCGGCAGAUCAGCAAUGGCCAUCUUAGGUGGAAUAUCCAUUUGCUUUCCUCAGGCCAGUAGUUUGGGGCCAUUUGAGCAGCAUGAAUACCAAAGACACAGGCUAUGGUCAUUAGAGGAAUACCCUCUAGAUCAGGCUCACAAUCGUAGCCAAACAUCUGCAAAUCUCAUCUUAAAACCUUUCGACAAAGAUCCCAAAAUUUGGCCUUGUAGAUUUGAGCUGCGGCUUAACAUAUCUCUUAGUCCAGGAAAGCUCACCCUAAUGCCUUCAGUGAGGAACGCUGGCGAUAAGUCAUUUUCAUUUACAUUUGCAAUCCGCAAUUACUUAUCAGUAUCUGAUAUCAGUGAGGUUCGGGUUGAAGGCCUGGAGACGCUUGAUUACUUGGAUAACAUGCAGCAUAAACAGAGGUUCACCGAGCAAGCAGAUGCUCUUACUUUUGAUAGCGAGGUUAACCGGACCUAUCUAAACACACCACCAAAAAUUGCAAUCAUAGACCAUGGAAAGAAGAGAACGUUUGUGGUGCGCAAACAAGACCUCCCGGACGCUGGAGUGUGGAAUCCAUGGGACAAAGCUAGCAAGAGUGUGGCGGCAAACGUUGGAGAUGACUACAAAAUGAUGCUGUCAGUGGAUUCAGGUGUGUUUGAGAAACCAAUAGUCCUGAAACCUUUCCAAGUUUGGAGAGGAUUUCAAGAGAUUGGGACUGUGUCUUCAAGCUAUUGUAGCGGUCAGUUGGAUCCUAGAAAGGUGGUUCAAGGUAUCAGUUGAGGUAAUGAGCAGAUGAUGAAGUCCAACUCCUGCAAAAUUGGUGUCUCUAUUUCAUGUCUAAAUUAGCUUAAUCUGUCUCCUUUUUGAUGCUUGUAAAGGACAAACUGAGGUUUGGAAUAUGUUUUUAGCAGCAAAACCAAAUAAGUUGAAGCCCAUAUAUAUAUGUAUAUGUCUAAGUACUACUGAAGAUGACUUCAUAGACAUCAAACCUAAAACUAAUGAUUAAGGGUUGUUCGGCCUUCUUUUCUU
Molecule: messenger RNA, 1533 nt
Organism: Sesamum indicum (sesame)
Lineage: Eukaryota; Viridiplantae; Streptophyta; Magnoliopsida; Lamiales; Pedaliaceae
Source: RefSeq, a predicted model, not a curated record